GACCUAUCAAGGCGUCCAGUGUCGGAAGAGGACAGACCGAAGGCGGCGGCGCCCACGGGUGCAAGGAAGAGCCCCUCAUGUCGGGGAACGGGGCGGUGUGGGGGCGCGUGCGAAGCCGCCUGCGCGCCUUCCCAGAGCGCCUGGCGGCCUGCGGGGCCGAGGCCGCGGCCUACGGCAGGUGCGUGCAGGCGUCCACGGCCCCGGGUGGCCGCCUGAGGAAGGAUCUCUGCGCGCAGGAGUUCGAGGCCCUGAGGAGCUGCUUCGCCGCCGCGGCCAAGAAGACCCUGGAGGGAGGCCGUUAGGACGGACGGAAGGCUCAGCGCCGGGGGGCCGUGGUGCUGAUGGCCCCGGGGCCAAGCAUCCGGACACCUGAAGCCCUGAGGGCUGGAAGGAUGCCCGGUGGGGUGCGCCACAGGCACGAGGGUCUGGGCAGCGGACCCCGGGGGUCACAUGGAGCCCCCGUUCUGUGCGCGGCGUGCGCUGGGCUGGCCUCGCCCCAGAGAGCCUGACGGGGCGCGAGCUGCGGACGUGCUGCCUGGGGACCCUCCCUCACUCUCCCGUCUCCCCAAUAAAGUGUCUUCCAAGUCUCACG
Messenger RNA from Phyllostomus discolor (pale spear-nosed bat), 592 nucleotides. RefSeq names its product NADH:ubiquinone oxidoreductase complex assembly factor 8 (gene NDUFAF8). Gene Ontology annotation, cellular component: mitochondrion. Gene Ontology annotation, biological process: mitochondrial respiratory chain complex I assembly. The record is from RefSeq and is a predicted model, not a curated record. Lineage: Eukaryota; Metazoa; Chordata; Mammalia; Chiroptera; Phyllostomidae. The transcript is spliced from 3 exons. Bases 78 to 302 code for a protein of 74 amino acids.